Molecule: messenger RNA, 1281 nt
Organism: Eupeodes corollae
Lineage: Eukaryota; Metazoa; Arthropoda; Insecta; Diptera; Syrphidae
Exons: 1
Coding region: 43-1074 (343 amino acids)
Biological process (GO): DNA repair; telomere maintenance
Molecular function (GO): DNA helicase activity
Source: RefSeq, a predicted model, not a curated record
GUAUUCCAAAAAGCGGACCUUAUCAUUUGGGAUGAAUGUACGAUGAGUAAUCAAGCUCAUAUUGAGGCUGUGAAUAGACUCCUUAAAGAUUUAAGAUCAUCGUCAAGACUUAUGGGUGGAGUCACAAUGGUUUUUUCUGGGGAUUUUAGACAGAUAAUGCCAGUGAUUCCCAAGGGUACUCGAGCCGAUAUUAUCAAAUCUUGCGUUAAGUCGUCUUCUAUUUGGCGAUAUGUACAAAAACUUCAACUUAAAAUCAAUAUGAGAGUAAAGCUUACUAACAACACUGAUACUUCUGAGUUCGCGUCUCUACUUCUAAGAAUUGGUGAUGGAAAACAUACUUUCAUGGGUCCAAAUACAAUUGAAUUAAACGAAAGCUUCGGAAAAAUUGUGUAUAGCACAGAACAACUUAUUCAGUGUGUGUAUGGAGACCUGAACGCGUUAGAAUCAAGACCAUUUUCUUGGUUUUGCGAAAGAGCUAUCGUGUCACCAAAAAACUGUUCAGUGGAUGAAAUAAACAGAUACGUGCUUCAGAAUCUUAAAACGGAGUCGCAUAAAUACAAUGCAAUUGACACUGUGGUUGAUGAUAAUGAUAGUGUGCACUACCCUCAUGAGUUUUUAAAUUCACUCAACCCAGCAGGCCUGCCGCCAUAUCAACUUAAUUUAAAAAUUGGUACACCAAUUAUUCUAAUAAGAAAUCUCAAUCCUCCGAAUCUGUGCAAUGGCACACGACUCCAAAUCAAAAAGCUAUUAAAAAAUAUAAUACAAGUCCAAAUUUUUACCGGAGCCGCAGUAGGAAAAUAUGCCCUGAUUCCCCGGAUACCAAUGAUACCAACAGAUCUCCCUUUUCAAUUUAAACGUGUGCAAUUUCCCAUUAAACCAUGCUUUUGUAUGACAAUUAACAAGGCUCAGGGUCAAUCGUUUAAAUUUAUUGGAGUCGACCUUAGGGAAAAUGUCUUCUCUCAUGGUCAGCUUUAUGUUGCUCUUUCCAGGGUAGGCUCAAAAAGCAACCAAUGCAUACUUCUUCCUCGCAGUAAUAUAACUGCAAAUAUUGUUUAUCCGGAGGCUUUGAAAUAAAAAAAUAUUUAUAAUAUGCACAAACAUGAACAAACUCUUUUUUUUCAAGUGUGAAAUCUAAUUAGAUACGGUACGUAUAUACAUAUAAACUAAAAUUAAUAUUAUUGUAGAAAAUAUGCUCAGUCCCAUUGAGAAAUUUUUCAUAUGCUAAUACUAAUAUUCAAAAAAUGUUCGUGGUUACAAUUUGCGAAGCAACGCGAGCACGGG